UGCUUUGAAAUGUUGCAACUCAGUGUAGCCAACUAUAAAAAAAAUCACUAAAAAAGUAAGGUUAGGUUAAAGUGUUUUGGUGUGAGUUAAGAUUUUAAGAAAUCAGAAAUAAUGAUGAAUCUAUCUAGAAAUAUUGAAAGAGUACCCUUUAGGUCCAUCGAAAAACAACUUGUAGCUUCAUAUUGCAAUUCCAGCCCUCAAACACAAACCAAACAAGAAGAAUUUCGUGCCCUCAAUAUCAGAAAUGUUAAAGAUCCGUUUCAAACAAGGCGCAGAUUGCAAAAAACAGCAGUUUUUCCUCCCAGAGCUGAUCAAAUGCCAGUAGACCAAGACUGGGGUAGUGUAUGGCCAGGUCCUAGAUCCUUCCAUCCUGCAACUGUACCGUUGCCUGUCAGGCAAGGCUUCACUGAAAAAGGCGCUCCGCCGCCAAACAAAUUCAACAAUGCCGAGUUGAUGAAAAUACCGAAUUUCUUGCAUCUAACGCCGCCCGUAAUCAAAAGGCAAUGUGAAGCUUUGAAGAAAUUUUGCACUCCUUGGCCUAAAGCUUUAGACAAUGAGGACAAAAUACAGAAAAAUUUUCCUAUUGAAGUUAUUUCUAGUGAUUACUGUUAUAGCAGUCCUACAAUUAGAGAUCCAAUGGCCAGGAUUAUUACUGUGAAGUUUAAGUUGGCUUCUUUGAAGCUGGAUGAUAGAGCUAGAGAUAAGUUUUUGAGAUUGGUUGGGCCUAGAUACAAUGAGGAAAAUGAUACAGUCACUAUAGUCACCGAUAGAUGCCCCUUGAAAAAGCAAAAUUAUGACUAUGCAAUGUAUUUGGUAACUGCUUUGUUUCACGAGUCAAAGAAAGUUGAGCCUUGGGAAGAAAUGAAAUCCGAAGCAGACAUGGAGAUUUACUGUUGGGAAAAUAAUGCUUCAAAAAAAAAUAUUGAAGCACUUUUUGGAUGUAAAUCUGAAGAAAUUCCAAAUGCCGCAGAGUAUUCUGAAGCUGUUUCACAUUACAUGAAUGAAGGUGAAAAUGACUACACGAUUUCAAAAUAUGGAGAGGCAGUUAAAAAAUUGCUAAAAUUACAAGGAACGAAUUAAAAUUUCAAAUAAAAACUGUUGAAUAGAUUUUGAUUUUUAUUACAAU
Molecule: messenger RNA, 1126 nt
Organism: Ceutorhynchus assimilis (cabbage seed weevil)
Lineage: Eukaryota; Metazoa; Arthropoda; Insecta; Coleoptera; Curculionidae
Source: the annotation of a GenBank genome assembly